Mya arenaria is the source of this 1475-nucleotide messenger RNA. RefSeq lists its product as uncharacterized. The transcript is spliced from 4 exons. Bases 89 to 403 code for a protein of 104 amino acids. NCBI's taxonomy places the organism in Eukaryota, Metazoa, Mollusca, Bivalvia, Myida, Myidae. The record is from RefSeq and is a predicted model, not a curated record.
CAAAAUCUAGCUACGGUAAGCCCCAUUCAGCUGCGGACAUUUAUAGAGGAACCACUUAAAUUUUUAAAGUGUAGAAAAUAGUAAAACAAUGAGGACUUUCAUAUGUUUACUUGUGACAGUGUUCACUAUUGAAUAUGUUAGUCAAGCAGUGGCGGCAACGUAUUGCACGGUUGACACAACCUCGUAUUAUUAUAACCAAUGGACUACGUCAUCUAAGUACUGUGACUAUGGGUGUUGCGGGUCGUCGUAUGACCAUUCCAGGAAGUGUUGUGAAGGAGAGAGUACGAGCGUGGGUGUAUAUGCUGGCGGCGGGGUCGGGGGUGUCACCGGGUUCCUGAUUACGCUGUGUAUUAUCUACUACUGCUGCUGCAGGACAACAGACAGAGUAAUAGCAAUAGUGUAGGAACAUAAAAAGAUCUAUCGUAAGAAGUAUGACGUCAACCCUGCAAACUGUUUACAGAGGAUGUUCUAUGAACACUUAAUUGCCAUGAAAUCGAUGCUUUAAAGUUGAAAGUGAAGCGACAUUGAUUGCUGUCUAUGUGAUUUGUGUACACUAUGUAGUACUAGAUAAUUAUUUAUAAUAUUGUUUUGUAUAUCUAUGAAAAGCUUUAUUUUUCAUUCACAUAAGGUUUCUUUACUAAAACGUGUUUCGUUUUUGGUAACCACUGUCUUCAUCUGUAAAAAUGUAUUCCAAAUUAUUACAUAAACAUUCAAUUGGAUAACAUUUCUUCACUUCAACUUACUAUGUUUAAUACAAGACAGAUUCAGUAUUUUCCCAUCCCAUAUAAGAACCUUUAAAUAUUUGGCCAUGCUGAAAAUAAUCGUCAUCUUGCUCAUGGACAAAGAUAAAAGAAUACCCGUAAGGAACUACCUUUUAUUGUCAUCGAUCAAUUACAUCCCUUGUUGAAAACCGUCGUCCGAAUCACUUUGAAACCUUGCCUAGUGGCAAUAUUUAAAAUAAAAAUAAAUGUUAAUCGAGCUACGUUCAAACAAUAAUACUGCCCUCUCCACAGAACUAUUUAGAAAACAGUUUGACUAUUUAAAUAUUCUGAAUCACUGCGUGCAUAUAAAUGACAAACACAACUCAUUGCAUUUCUAUAUUUGAGAUUUAUUUUCACUAUGCACAAAAGAGUUGCAUUUUAACUUCAUUGUAUUGACUGGGGUGGGAAAAAGAGCGUCUACCACGGCCGCUCGUGGAAAUAAGGUUCAUCCAAACCCUCGCGAAGUGUGUUCCUCGUUUCCGCAAACACCCUACGUUCGGGUUGCGAUGAACCGAUAUAUAUAUAUCAUACACGAGCGGCCAUGGAAUUUACUAUAAUCCAUUUCGUUUCAGUUCCUAUAUUCUGCCCUUAUGUAAUUAUGUUUUAUGCAUUGAACGUGUGUUUUGUUUUCCUAUUUACAUUUAACUUUUUCAUUAUUAAACCAUGCUUAGUUUGUUGUAUUGGUGCUGUAAUGUUGAACAACGCAUACUGAUU